Molecule: messenger RNA, 453 nt
Organism: Plasmodium adleri (nom. inval.)
Lineage: Eukaryota; Apicomplexa; Aconoidasida; Haemosporida; Plasmodiidae
Product: Plasmodium exported protein (PHISTa), unknown function
Exons: 2
Coding region: 1-453 (150 amino acids)
Source: RefSeq, a predicted model, not a curated record
AUGGAAAAGAAAUUUGAAAAAAAGGAAUUAUUAGAUGUUUUAAGUUCAUUAAAAGAAUGCCCUCCAACAAAAGAUCUUGGAAAUAUAUGGACUCAUACAGUUCGUGUUGCAAAAGAAGGUUUGGGUGAUAUAAAGAAAGAUUUAAAGGAAUCAAUAAAAAAUUAUCUAGAUAAUGAUUAUUCUGAUACUACUUCUUGUAUUAAAAAGAAACUUGUAUAUGCCUCUAUAUGGGAAGAAAAUAUUGCAAGAUUUAAUAGAACUGUAGAACGUGAACAGGAAAAAUAUACUAAUGAUUUUUUUAAUUUAAUUAAAGAUGAAAGUACACUUGAUGAUAUAAGAAAAUUCAUUUAUUCAUUCUUAGAAUUUUUUAAAAUAUUAAAAGAAGAAUUAUAUCAAGACCAUCAAAAGGAAUUAUUUCUAAAAAUUGAGAAAGCUUCGGAGGGUGAAAAUUAA